CAGGGUUCAGGGAGACCAGAUAUAGUGAAUGCAGGGUCCUGGGGAGACUAGAUAUAGUGAAUGCAGGGUCCUGGGGAGACCAGAUAUAGUGAAUGCAGGGUCCUGGGAGACCAGAUAUAGUGAAUGCAGGGUCCGGCCGGGGAGAACAGAUAUAGUGAAUGCAGGGUUCAGGGAGACCAGUUAUAGUGAAUACAGGGUCCGGGGAGACCGGAUAUAGUGAAUGCAGGGUCCGGGGAAACCAGAUAUAGUGAAUGCAGGGUCCUGGGGAGACUAGAUAUAGUGAAUGCAGGGUCCGGGGAGACCAGAUUAAGUGAAUGCAGGGUCCUGGGAGACCAGAUAUAGUGAAUGCAGGGUCCUGGGUUUAGUACAUGUUGAUGCAUGCCUGGCCCAAGGCUAGGUUCACAGUGCUACGAUUCG
Molecule: messenger RNA, 417 nt
Organism: Staurois parvus
Lineage: Eukaryota; Metazoa; Chordata; Amphibia; Anura; Ranidae
Source: the annotation of a GenBank genome assembly